GACAGUACCGUACAUCGAAAACUGACCGCAAAACCAUAGAGAAAAACAGGAGGGAACAAAUGAAAGCCCUAUUCUCCAAGCUCAAGUCUCUUCUACCCCAUCAAAGUUCGAGGGUCUCUCUCUCUCUCUCUCUCUCUCUCUCAACAGGAGGGAACAAAUGAAAGCCCUAUUCUCCAAGCUCAAGUCUCUUCUACCCCAUCAAAGUUCGAGGGAAGUAGCAUCGCUGCCGGAUGAACUAGACAAAGCCGUGAAUUACAUCAAGAAGUUGCAGAUCAACUUGGAGAAAAUGAGAGAGAAGAAAGACAGCCUAAUGAGAGUAGCUAAGAUCAUUAAAAAUAACAAUGCAGGCUCUGUUGGUGGACUUACUGAUGGAGGGUUAAAAUCACCACAGAUCGAGAUUCGUGAAUUGGGUUCAGCUCUACAUGUUGUUCUGAUAACUAGGUUGGAUUGUCAAUUCAUGUUUAGAGAGUCGAUUCGCGUGCUUAAUGAGGAGGGAGCUGACAUUGUUAAUGCCAGUUUCUCAGUUGUUGAAGAUGCCAUUUUACACAUAAUACAUUCUAAGAUCGGCGAGUCUGCACCAACCACAGUAGCUGCAAGGGUAUCUGAGAGACUAAGAAAGUUUGUGAAUGGAUCUAGUACUAUUGCAUUUUGAGCGUUACAUGAUCACUCAUUGUUGCUACAUAUAUAGGCUUUUGCAAGUUCUUUUGGUCAUGAUCAACUACGUGUAUGAUCAAAGAAUUAAGUUCAAAUGCCCCCUUGGGUAUAUCUGUGUUAACAGAAAUAUAGUUCCUAGCCUAGCAUUGUUCAUUGGUAGAAAAGAUUGUUAUGUUGCUGUUAUAAUUAGUGCUUAAUUAGUCUUGCUAAUUAGGGUUAGUUCAUGCUUAAUUAGUUAGUGACCUACAACGGUCUACCUCGUGUUGCU
Rosa chinensis is the source of this 922-nucleotide messenger RNA. RefSeq names its product transcription factor bHLH162. Gene Ontology annotation, cellular component: RNA polymerase II transcription regulator complex. Gene Ontology annotation, molecular function: RNA polymerase II transcription regulatory region sequence-specific DNA binding; protein dimerization activity; DNA-binding transcription factor activity, RNA polymerase II-specific. Lineage: Eukaryota; Viridiplantae; Streptophyta; Magnoliopsida; Rosales; Rosaceae. The coding region runs from base 158 to 652 and encodes 164 amino acids. Gene Ontology annotation, biological process: regulation of transcription by RNA polymerase II. The record is from RefSeq and is a predicted model, not a curated record. The transcript is spliced from 3 exons.